Molecule: messenger RNA, 572 nt
Organism: Gongylonema pulchrum
Lineage: Eukaryota; Metazoa; Nematoda; Chromadorea; Rhabditida; Gongylonematidae
Source: the annotation of a GenBank genome assembly
AUGAUGAGGUCACUGAGCCGACAGGUUCGCCAGCUACGUUCACAUAUGUCGACGACUGCCACAACAACGGUGAAACAAGCUAUCGAUGCGACGGAGUUUGCGCAACGCCGUGCGAAUUUGGUCACAAAAUUACGACGUGCUACUCCGGGAAGUCGCGCGAAACCGCUUGCCGUGGUGAUGAGGUCAGCGACGCGGCAAUUCUCGGCUCCGGAUGUGCCCUAUCCGUUUCGUCAAUGUUCCUACUUCAGAUAUUUCACGGGUCUCACUCAGCCCGAUGCUGUACUCCUGAUCGUUGCAGAACGCAGAUCCAAGCCAAUCUCAGUGCUCUACAUCGAAGAGCGUACGGAAAAGCAGGAACUGUGGGAGGGACCGGCGCUAAGUGCCAGUGAAAUUGCGGAUAUCUGUGCGGUGGAAGAAAUCAAGGGACGGAAUCAGCUGAUGCUCGAUCUGCAAAUGCUGAUUUGCGGUGCUGUCAUUGUAUCAUACGACGACACAACCCUGAACGCCGUAAGGGAUGGUCUUCCGGAGGUAGCCAUUGAAAGCUUUUCAAUAAUUGAUUGGUCUUGGUGAAA